Molecule: messenger RNA, 1486 nt
Organism: Nicotiana tabacum (common tobacco)
Lineage: Eukaryota; Viridiplantae; Streptophyta; Magnoliopsida; Solanales; Solanaceae
Product: pathogenesis-related genes transcriptional activator PTI6
Biological process (GO): regulation of DNA-templated transcription
Molecular function (GO): DNA binding; DNA-binding transcription factor activity
Source: RefSeq, a predicted model, not a curated record
UAAACUUAUGGGUUCAUAUCUACUAUUUAUUAUAAUUUUAGUAAUUUUUUAUACAUAAUUAAUUUAUGUUCUGCAUUAAAAAUACUGAUUCAGUUGAACCCCGAUAGUUGUAUGGUGCAUCCGCUUAUUUCCCGCCAAAACAACAAAGAAACCUCUCUUUUUUCCACGCUACAAUCCAACUUGUUCGUCAAAUCAUUCUAUUUAUAGCGCUGCAACUUUUCCACUUUACUACUCCAUUUAAAUAGUGGUUACUAUUCACUCCCUAAAAGUCUAAAAAAAACCCUAUAAAUUCAUUCCCUCUUUGUCACAAAAAUUACUCUUUUUGCUGCUACUAAUUUCAUCUUCCAACCAGUUCUUGAUCUCUCUUUAAUCUUCUACAAGAUUAAUGUUCUAAUCCUGUUUUCUACAAAACUUCAACUUAUCCCAUCCUAUGAUAAGAAAUCCAGUCAUUUCUCCUAUGGAUGUACCAAAAACAGUUAAACUUUCCCAACACAUAGUCACUAAAAACAAACACGUUCCUGAGCAAAACGAUAACUCCAACUUCCACUCUAAGUUUUCACAGAGAGUUGUUCGAAUCAUACUUACAGAUGCUGACGCAACUGAUUCCUCGGGCGACGAGGGACAAGAUACUGUACGGAGAGUGAAGAGGCACGUGACGGAGAUCAACCUCAUGCCAUCACCCAAUUUGAUAGUAUGUGAAAAGAAACGAAGAUUGGUUUCGCCGGAUACUGACGUCACUCGCCGGAAAAAGUUUAGGGGUGUACGUCAAAGGCAAUGGGGUCGUUGGGCAGCAGAGAUUCGGGACCCGACCCGGGGAAAACGGGUUUGGUUGGGAACCUAUGACACCCCGGAGGAAGCAGCUAUCGUUUACGACGAAGCUGCUGUUAAGCUCAAAGGUCCUGACGCCGUUACUAACUUUCCGAAAGUAUUAACGGCGGAUAUAACGGAAACGGAGUCUGUUACCGAAGGUGGAGAGAAAAGCGAAAACGACGUCGCUUUGUCGCCUACGUCAGUUCUCCGUAACGAUGAUUUUACGCCGUUUGACGAUUUGGGAUUCUGUGAAGUCGACGCUUUUGGGUUUGACGUGGACUCCCUUUUCCGGCUGCCGGAAUUUGGGAUGUCGGAGAAAUACUACGGCGAUGAAUUCGGCGAGUUUGACUUUGACGAUUUUGCUCUUGAAGCUCGAUAGUGUGGGCUAUUUGGUUGUUUUAGAUAAAAAUUGUGGCAUUUUUGUAAAUUGAGUCAUUGGUGAUGGUGACGUGGCAUUUUUGACGGGAAUAUAAGGUGAUUAGUAGCCGAUUUAUACGGCGAUUUUGUGAGAAAUUUUUGUACCUUUUUAAAAUGUUAACAUGUGAUUUGUGAGGGUCAAUUAUGUAGUAUGAAAAUUUUGUUUGGAGAAAUAGAGUUAAACUAGAUUUUGUUUGGAGAAAUAUUGUUUUUUUAUUCCAAUAAAACAUAAAACAAGAGACAAUUGUAUUUUCUAUUA